Messenger RNA from Nannospalax galili (Upper Galilee mountains blind mole rat), 1422 nucleotides. RefSeq names its product chondromodulin (gene Cnmd). Bases 100 to 1113 code for a protein of 337 amino acids. Lineage: Eukaryota; Metazoa; Chordata; Mammalia; Rodentia; Spalacidae. The record is from RefSeq and is a predicted model, not a curated record. The transcript has 7 exons. Gene Ontology annotation, biological process: negative regulation of endothelial cell proliferation; negative regulation of angiogenesis.
GCGGGACGCUGUGCUGGUGUGCCCAGGUCUUUGGGACAGCAGAACAGAGCCCAGGACACGCGCGGGACUCCCAAGGGUCUUGUUCCUUCAGCCUCAGCCAUGGCAGAGAACUCAGACAAGGUUCCUAUCACCAUGGUGGGGCCUGACGACAUGGAGUUUUGCAGUCCUCCAGCGUACGCCACCGUGACGGUGAGACCCUCCAGCCCUGCGCGGUUGCUCAAGGUCGGAGCGGUGAUCCUCAUUUCGGGGGCGGUGCUGUUGCUCUUCGGAGCUAUAGGGGCCUUCUACUUCUGGAAGGGGAAUGACAACCAUAUUUACAAUGUCCAUUAUACCAUGAGUAUCAAUGGGAAAUUACAAGAUGGGUCAAUGGAAAUAGAUUCUGGGAACAACUUGGAGACCUUUAAAAUGGGAAGUGGAGCUGAAGAAGCAAUUGAAGUUAAUGACUUCCAGAAUGGUAUCACUGGAAUCCGAUUUGCUGGAGGAGAGAAGUGCUACAUCAAAGCACAGGUGAAGGCUCAUGUUCCUGAAGUGGGCACUGUGACCAAGCAAAGCAUCUCUUCUGAACUAGAAGGCAAGAUCAUGCCAGUUAAAUAUGAAGAAAAUUCUCUUAUCUGGGUGGCUGUUGACCAGCCUGUGAAGGACAACAGCUUCUUGAGUUCUAAAGUCCUUGAACUCUGUGGCAACCUCCCUAUUUUCUGGCUGAAACCUACGUAUCCAAAAGCAAAUUUUGCAGAAAUCCAGAGAGAAAGAAGAGAAGUAUUAAGAAACACUGCUCCAACUACCACAAGAAGAUCACACAGUGGGCCACGGGGCAACCCAGGCCCCAGACUGCAUAAUGAAACCAAGCCCAGUGUUCAAGAGGACGUAGAGCUGUUCAAUCCUGACAAUCCUUACCAUCAGCAGGAAGGGGAAAGCAUGACAUUUGACCCUAGGCUGGAUCAUGAAGGAAUAUGCUGUAUAGAAUGUAGGCGAAGCUACACCCACUGCCAGAAGAUCUGCGAACCUCUGGGGGGCUACUAUCCAUGGCCUUAUAACUAUCAAGGAUGUCGUUCGGCCUGCAGAGUUGUCAUGCCAUGUAGCUGGUGGGUUGCCCGCAUCUUGGGCAUGGUGUAAAAACACUUCAUAUAUCGGUAUUGCCAAGCAAGAAUUAACUUGAGAACUGCCAACAAGGAAAGGGUAAAAGCAUGUUGAUGCCAAGGGACCACAAAGUAUUUUAUAUUCAACCUAAUACUAUCUUAAACACUUCCAACAAAAUUUCUCAACUGCUUUCCAGACUGUAUCUAGUAUGUGCGAAUGUACUGAAAGGGUAGUUUAAGUCUACAAUUAUAACCCCUUUAUUAUUUGCUUUGCUUUGACAAUAAAGCCUACUGUAAGUCUUUAAAAGCUGAUUUUGAAAUAAACAUGAAAAUUUUUUUCAAAUUU